AGUAUUAGUAAUAGUAUUACGAGAAUAUUAGUUUGAUAAUAGCCACAAUUUUAUUUAGCAAACAUUAAAAUGAUGUAUAAAAUGAAGAAAAUCAUUGUGCAUGAUAAAGAUGUUGCUUUGCCGGACUGCAUGUAUUCUGUUAAAUGUCGUACAGAUUUUUAUCAUGAAGACGAUUGCAACCUCAGUAUCAGUAACCAGGUUAUCAAGUUUCUUAAGGGAUCAAAUAAAAUGACUGAGUUGGAGCAGCGUCAGGAACAAUUACUUAAAAAGUUAGAUACUUUAUAUGAGAGAAUUGCAACUAUCAGUUCAUACUGCAAAGGUACCAUCACUCAAAAUGAAACAAGAAAACCAGAACAUUGUUUACCAACACCUGAUGAAGUUGUGCUGGUUCUCAGCCCAGAUAGUGUGCCCUGGUAUCUUAAUUUCAUUUUAAAACAAUCUUCUGUGGCUCUAAACAUUUCAUGGCAUAUUCAUUCAUCAGUGCCAAACGAAAAAUUGACGAAAAUAAAAAACUAUGUUAAGAAUCUGAAAGAAUCGAAAAAUAACUCAAGAACAAAUUUGAGGCUGAUUUUCAAGUGUGUUUCGGCUGACACGGAGUUGAAGUUUUCUACACUGGACACUCCUAUUGUAGGAAAUGUAAAUAUAUUACGAUACCUGUCUUAUGUUUACCCAAAUAUCAUUCCAUACAAUGCUAAUGACUACUAUGUUGACUCCUUACUUGAUCUAUGUCACGUUCUGGAAAGAACUUCAGAUAAGAACAAAGAAGUUGCUGUAUCCAAACUGUUUUCAUCAUACAAAAAUUGGAUUUAUGGGACAGAAUUUUCUAUUGUAGAUUUAUGUGCUUACAAUGUAAUUAAGCAAUGGAAAAACAUCCCCAAGUGUGUCCCUAAAGCUUGGGUCGACAAGUGUGACAAACUGAUUCUGUAAUCAUUUCUUAAAAUUGUAUGAAUAAAUAAAAUAACUACAUAUUUAUA
Molecule: messenger RNA, 974 nt
Organism: Helicoverpa zea (corn earworm)
Lineage: Eukaryota; Metazoa; Arthropoda; Insecta; Lepidoptera; Noctuidae
Exons: 4
Coding region: 70-927 (285 amino acids)
Cellular component (GO): aminoacyl-tRNA synthetase multienzyme complex
Source: RefSeq, a predicted model, not a curated record